AUGAAGAUGGAGGAUGAGAAAAUGGAAAACACUACAAUCAAUAGUGAUUCAGAAGAUCUGGGUGAGAGUUGUGAAUCAAUGUUUAACAAUGCAAAAGAACUAAAGGAUGUUGGGAAUGAAAGUUAUAAGAAUGGUGAUUACUCAGAGGCAAGGGAAAAGUACGAGAAAGGUUUGGAUCUUUUGGAGAAAAUAGAUCAAAAGGACGAAGAAUUUGGAGGAGAUGAGUUAUCUGAGCUACGGCAAAGUUUGCAGCUGAAUUUGGCGAUGUUAUAUAUAAAGAUUCAGGAAUGGUCGAAAGCUAUUCAGGUAACUGGACAAGUAUUAAAGAAAAACACAAAGAAUAUCAAAGCUUUAUAUAGGAGGGGUCUGGCAAGACAGGGUUUUGGAAUGUAUGAGGAGAGUAAGGAGGAUUUUCAGAUGGUACUAAAGUUGGAUCCAAGUAAUGUUGAUGCUCACAAACAAUUGAAGAUACUGCGCCAAAAGAUUCAAGAGGAUAAUGAGAAGAACAAGAGUGGGUUUAGCAAGAUGUUUCAUGGAGGCUUGUAUUCAGACAGGCAACAGGAUGUAGAGAAGAGGAAGAAAGAGGAAAGAGAGAGAAGAGUUGAAAAAUAUAGUAGAUAUCUUGCAGAGGUUAAAUCAAAGAAUUCUGAGAUUGGCUCAGACGAAGAAGAGGAGGAGGUUAUGCCUUUUGAGGAGUGGGAAAAAAAGGAGAUAGAAAGGGAAAAGGAGCUAGAAAAAGAGAAGACGAGGGAGAAUGAAAGAAAGGCUAAAGAGUCGACUGAGAAGAAACCAACAACAAUUAUUUCUAAAAAAAAUACAAGUAAUGAUGAUGUGGAUUUGGAUGAGGAAGACUUAAAAAUUUUACAGGAGACUAAGAAGAUGGGAUAUUGCUACUUCAAGAGGGAGUUGACAGAGCAAGAAAAGGAGUUAAAUAGACAGUUCACUCCAACUCUAAUAAAUAACAGGGACACUUCUUCUCGUGAUGCAUCUCAGCAAAAUGAUUUGAGCUCUGCAGAUCUCGACAAGUCCAGAGUUGGAAUAAGCUCGUGGAAUUCUAAGGGUACAACCUUUGAGGAUAAGGAUGUUUCAGAAGCAGCAAAGACAACUUUGAGGGGAAUCCUCUUAAAAGGAGGUAGCCGUUUUAGUGGUAAGGUUACUGAAGGGGGAGAUUUGGAUAUUUCGGUUUCAAUUGAGAGCAUUGAGAACUUAUCUGGAGAGGCCUCAGUUGCAAUGAUUCGUGGUACCAGAAGAUUCCUUUUUGAUUUUUCUAUUACAAUGAAAUGCGAAUACAUCCUUGAAAACAAUGAGAAUGAAAAAUACUCAUUUAAUAUAAACAUACCAUCUUUGACCUCCAUGUGCAAUGAAGACGAAGUUUUUGGUAUUAAAGACUGCAAUAUUCAAUUUUCAGGCAAACAUAAACAUAACCACGAUCUAGCUUUGAUCAAGGACUUCAUAUUCAAGAGUUUUUGCCUUGUAAAUUUAAAGGACCGUAUUAAUUUGCUUACCAUUGAGAUCAACUCUCAAUACUAA
This is a messenger RNA of Cryptosporidium ubiquitum, 1530 nucleotides long. RefSeq lists its product as uncharacterized. The coding region runs from base 1 to 1530 and encodes 509 amino acids. The transcript has a single exon. Gene Ontology annotation, molecular function: protein-folding chaperone binding; ATPase activator activity. The record is from RefSeq and is a predicted model, not a curated record. NCBI's taxonomy places the organism in Eukaryota, Apicomplexa, Conoidasida, Eucoccidiorida, Cryptosporidiidae.